Messenger RNA from Manacus vitellinus (golden-collared manakin), 591 nucleotides. It is a transcript of the gene CBX1, whose product is annotated as chromobox 1. The transcript has 2 exons. NCBI's taxonomy places the organism in Eukaryota, Metazoa, Chordata, Aves, Passeriformes, Pipridae. Gene Ontology annotation, cellular component: pericentric heterochromatin; nucleus. Gene Ontology annotation, biological process: chromatin organization; negative regulation of transcription by RNA polymerase II. The record is from RefSeq and is a predicted model, not a curated record. Gene Ontology annotation, molecular function: chromatin binding. Bases 37 to 327 code for a protein of 96 amino acids.
CAGCGUCGCCCGAAAGCUGAAAAGCUGGCCAGCACAAUGGGAAAAAAACAGAACAAGAAGAAAGUGGAAGAGGUCCUAGAGGAAGAGGAGGAGGAGUAUGUGGUGGAGAAGGUCCUGGAUCGGCGGGUGGUGAAGGGAAAGGUGGAAUAUCUGCUCAAGUGGAAAGGAUUCUCGGACUGCAGGAAGAACUCUGACGAGGCCGACCUGGUGCCCGCCAAGGAGGCCAACAUCAACUGCCCUCAGGUGGUGAUCUCCUUCUACGAGGAGCGGUUGACAUGGCACUCCUACCCCUCCGAGGACGACGACAAGAAGGAGGACAAGAACUAAAGGCCUCUCUCCCCGCUCUUUGGGCAGCCUUUGGUGGAGAGCUGCGGCCUGGGGGUGUGAGCAGGAGGGGAUUGGAGGCGGCCCUGCUCGGGUGGGACGUGGAGACGGCCGGAGAAGGUGCCCUUUGAAGAGACCAGUAUGGUUUCUGUGCCCCUGCAGCUGCCCCAGCGCUUCGUGCAGCUUCCCUGCUGUGUCCAGAGUCCAACCAGCCCGGCUCAAUUCGGAGGGGGAGGGAAAAACAAGGGGGAUAUCAGAGGGUCGGGA